AGCUGUGGAUAUUUCGCUUUUGAUUGCGGGUUUGCUCAUCGCCGGCGAGUUUCUGAUUGUUAAAACGCCGUAAAUGAGGCUCUGAGGACGAACAGUUCAGCUGAGGAGGCUGUUUUGCAGUGAUGACUCAGACAGUUCAGACCAACGGGGUUCAACCCCUCAGUAAGACCUGGGAACUGAGUCUGUAUGAGCUACAGAGAACUCCACAGGAGGCUAUAACGGAUGGACUGGAGAUAGCAGUGUCGCCCAGGUCCUUGCACAGCGAACUCAUGUGUCCGAUCUGUCUGGACAUGUUGAAGAACACAAUGACAACCAAAGAAUGUCUGCACCGCUUCUGUGCUGAUUGUAUCAUCACAGCUUUGAGAUCUGGUAAUAAAGAGUGUCCUACCUGUCGUAAGAAGCUGGUGUCCAAGAGGUCGUUGCGUCCAGACCCAAAUUUUGAUGCUCUGAUUAGUAAGAUUUAUCCCAGCCGUGACGAGUACGAAGCCCACCAGGAGAGAGUUUUGGCCCGCAUUAGCAAACACAACAACCAGCAAGCCCUGUCCCACAGCAUAGAAGAGGGGCUGAAGAUACAGGCUAUGACCAGACUGCAGCGUGGCAAGAGACACACAGUGGAGAAUGGAAGUGGAGCUGAGGACAACGGAGACUCUUCUCACUGUAGCAACGCCUCCGUCCACAGCAACCAGGAGGCAGGUCCGAGCAUCAAGCGCACUAAGACGAGCGACGACAGCGGUUUGGACAUGGAUAACGCUGCAGAGAACGGGGGCGGGGACUCUGUGAUUGACGGGGGUGCCAGCGAAAUAGAACUAGUGUUCAGGCCUCAUCCCACCCUGAUGGAGAAGGACGACGGUCACAACAGUGUGGAGUUCGUUCCUCGCUACAUCAAGACGUCCGGUAACGCCACAGUGGAUCACCUGUCUAAAUACCUGGCCGUCCGACUGGCUCUGGAGGAGCUGAGAAGAAACGCAGAGGCCAGUCCUGUUAAUGUGGAGGCAGCUUCAGAGAAACAGUACACCAUCUACAUCCCUACAGCUGGAAACCAGUUCACUGUCCUGAACGGUUCUUUCUCCCUGGAGCUGGUCAGCGAAAAGUACUGGAAGGUCAACAAGCCCAUGGAGCUCUACUUUGCUCCCACUAAAGAACACAAGUAGACGCACAUAAACACACACACACACACACACACACACAUAAACACACACACACACACACAUAAACACACACACACACACACACACAGACACACACACACACACACACACACACACACACACACACACACACACACACACACACACACACACACACACACACACACACACACACACACACACACACACACACACUCAGCGGUAGGAAGCGAACACAUGGACUGGGCUACACCUGCAUACACCAGAACCCAGAGGAGGGGAAGUGUGUGUCUGAAGGAGAUGAAGGGUUGGUUUGGCCCUCAAAAAGGACUCUUGUAAAAAGAAAAACUCUGUUUUAUAUUCUCUGUAUCUUUCUCUGUGUGUCUCUGUAGAAGGUAGCAGGUCAGUACAGCAGACUGUAGAUUCUCUCCAAACACCCGGGUCCAUCCUCACUCUGAAUUAGCUUGUUUCAGACUUCAUUAAAUAUGUUACAGCCUCCUUUAAAAUGGGAGCUUUUGGCCUGAGAAAUGAGUUAAAAUGUUGAGUCUCUCCUUGUGUGACGCUACAGUCGAUAGAGACCAGACCAGCUGUGUCCAAACGAUGUAAAUACUGCUGGACGUACACGUAGAUACCACCUGGGUCAGUGUUUUAAACUGUAAAAUGACUCAUAGACAGAAAGAUCAUCGUUUAAAUUUCACAGAUUGAAGUAUUUUGCUAUUCAGUGUCUGUCUGUGGCUUGAAUUCCCCUCUUUGAAAUCAAGUUUCACUCUAUUAAAAACUUGAUUUGUAAAUUUGAAAAUGUGUUUUCUGGUAACUCAUCUGAAGGUCUCUUUACUGGAUCACACAACUGCCAGAAGAAGAAGUAGAAGGAUUCAGCCUCGACUCUUUGGGGAUCUAAAAAUGUGAAUCUGAUUAAUAUAUUUGUUGUUCAGCGUCGGCUUUGGGAUUUAAGAACAUUUGUGUUGUUUUAAGUUGGACAUCACCCAGAGGGGAAUUAGGAUCACAUGUAUACAGACAGAAUUCAGUGUUUAACAUGAAGUAAUCAGUGGCAGUUUAGAAAAAUCUAAUUCUUACAGAUUUUAAAAUCUAAAUUGGCAUCAAACAGACUGAAACCAACACUUUCCACUGCAGGAAUGUACAGAAACCACCUCGUGAAUCAGCUCUUUGUACAUUUCUGUUUCCGUUGUGGCACAGCUCUGAUGGUGGCACUAACCAUGAGUGCAACAAAACAGCAACAAACUGGAUGGAACUCCAGCUCUAUGAUCAUCAGGGUUUGUUUUAUUUGCCGAUAUCAGGAAUGUCAAACUCAUUUAGUUUACAUUCAGCCUAAUCUGACCUGAAAAUGUUCACAUUUAAGGAAUUAUCUUUUUACAAAACAUUAUGAACAACCUGAAAUUUCUGAAGAAAAAUAAAUUCAGUUUCAUCAACA
Molecule: messenger RNA, 2556 nt
Organism: Amphiprion ocellaris (clown anemonefish)
Lineage: Eukaryota; Metazoa; Chordata; Actinopteri; Pomacentridae
Gene: rnf2
Product: ring finger protein 2
Exons: 9
Coding region: 123-1151 (342 amino acids)
Cellular component (GO): ubiquitin ligase complex; PcG protein complex
Molecular function (GO): chromatin binding; ubiquitin protein ligase activity
Source: RefSeq, a predicted model, not a curated record